Mustela lutreola (European mink) is the source of this 727-nucleotide messenger RNA. Its product is annotated as patched domain-containing protein 3-like. The transcript has a single exon. Gene Ontology annotation, cellular component: membrane. The record is from RefSeq and is a predicted model, not a curated record. NCBI's taxonomy places the organism in Eukaryota, Metazoa, Chordata, Mammalia, Carnivora, Mustelidae.
AUGAUGUUAUCCCAGUUACGAAGCAAAGCUGAAAAGUGCGAAAUUCCCCUAAUGGUGUAUAACCAGGCAUUCAUAUAUUUUGAUCAGUAUACUGCAAUAUUAGAAAAUACUGUUCGAAAUGUCAUUGUUGCAUCAACCGCUAUGUUCAUUGUUUCCUUAUUGUUAAUUCCUCACCCACUGUGUUCCUUGUGGGUGACUUUUGCUAUUGCUUCUGUGAUUGUGGGAGUAACGGGUUUCAUGGCAUUCUGGAAUGUCAAUCUUGAUUCCAUAUCCAUGAUUAAUCUUGUCAUUUGUAUAGGGUUUUCUUUCGAUUUUUCUGCACACAUUUCUUAUGCAUUUGUUUCCAGUUCUAAGCCCUCGGUAAACCAAAAAUGAAUUGAGGCAUUGUAUCUGCUAGGCUAUCCAGUGUUACAAAGUGCACUUUCAACAGUAAUAGGGGUGUGUGUUUUAUCUGCAGCUAAAGCAUACAUCUUCAGGACAUUUUUAAAGAUUAUGUUUCUUGUUAUGGUAUUUGGGGCUGCUCACGGCCUAAUUUUUAUUCCAGUAUUCUUAACCUUUUUUUGAAGGUUUGUUUGAAUAUCCGUUAACAAAUCAAAGACCAAUUUUAGAAUUCCUGAUUGCCAGAAUCCAAUCUGAUAAAAAUGCACUAUCAGAAAUAGUCAAUAAACUUAAAAGAAAGGCAUGUUUCCUUGGCUUGCAAACCCCAUUUAAAUAUGUUAUUCAAAAU